Akanthomyces muscarius is the source of this 411-nucleotide messenger RNA. RefSeq lists its product as uncharacterized. Bases 1 to 411 code for a protein of 136 amino acids. The transcript is spliced from 4 exons. The record is from RefSeq and is a predicted model, not a curated record. Lineage: Eukaryota; Fungi; Ascomycota; Sordariomycetes; Hypocreales; Cordycipitaceae.
AUGGGGAGCCAGGUGUCCAGCUCACCGGACCCUACGCAAACCAGCUGUUGCAGCGCCGCGAGCACGCGGACACAAGCGCUCGACGACCCGAUUGAGAAAGAAUUCGUCCCGAAAAAAAUGAUGACCUCGAAUAGACCGCGGGAUACUCUAUCACUUCCUUCAUCGUCAUCGAAAGCGUCGUCGUCGUCGGCCACUGGCUCCGUCACGGCAGGCGACUCGCUGCAUCUCCUCUACAAGGAGCUAUCCUCGGUGGUGGACCGCGAGCCAGCGCAGCCAGGAAAUGCAGAGGGGGAGACGAAUGAUGGUUCAAUUCUCUGCGACCCUAGGGCGACGAUAUCGGGCAACACGGCGACCAAUGUCAUGAUUGUCAAGACGAUACGCGCAGCGAUGGCCGAGAUACGGCGGCCGUGA